CUGCUGGAACAACCCAUUUUGUCGGCUUCGAUAUCAACCCAAACGCAUGUCGAAUGACACUAAAAACCUGCCAACUAAACGGUUCAACGGUGGAUGUGAUUCGUUGGAAGAACACAUUGACGAGUUUCAUUUAUCGGGCGAAGAUCAAACACUGGUACACGCAUGGGCUGGAGGAGUCGAUGGUAGAAUUGUUACAGAUCGUGUGUUAGCUGACCUACAUCGGAUUCUUUCACCAGAUGGAAUGUUUUACUUGCUUUUGCUCAAGGAGAAUAAACCCGUUGAAGUGUUGAAGCAACUGGAGCGUUCUAACUUCCGGGGGAGCAUAAUCAAAGAGCGACGGAUCCGUGGAGAACAUCUUUACGUGUUGCGAAUAGAGCGGUAAAAAAGAAGGUGACUUUUAUUCCUCGGUCCGCUAAUAACUUAACUAUCAAAAUCAUCAACAGCUUUAGCUCCUGUUAACCGUAGAGUUGUCAACCAAAUUUAAACACGUAACUUGGCAACCGGCAUACCCGAAUAUUUCAUACGUUUUGACGUAUACAAUUAACGGUUUUCGUAGCUAAACAAGGCUUUCUAUCUAUUUAUAU
This is a messenger RNA of Anopheles moucheti, 584 nucleotides long. It is a transcript of the gene HemK2, whose product is annotated as methyltransferase N6AMT1. Gene Ontology annotation, molecular function: S-adenosylmethionine-dependent methyltransferase activity; protein methyltransferase activity. Bases 47 to 382 code for a protein of 111 amino acids. Gene Ontology annotation, cellular component: eRF1 methyltransferase complex. The transcript is spliced from 2 exons. The record is from RefSeq and is a predicted model, not a curated record. NCBI's taxonomy places the organism in Eukaryota, Metazoa, Arthropoda, Insecta, Diptera, Culicidae.